AUCAUGGAGCAGGAACUCGCAGAACUCAAAAAGCAGGUACUCACCUUGCACAAAGAACUGUCUCGCGUCUCCGACGAAGCUGAAAUCCGCAAAACCCACCACAAAUACGGCUACUACCUCGACAAAUGUCUCUACAACGAAGUAGUCGACCUCUUCUCCAACCGCCCCGACACCUUCGUCGAGUUCCUCGGCUCGCGCUACCUCGGCAAAGCCGGCGUCGAGCGCCUCUACAAGAAACGCUUCGCCGAGACCUUUGUCGCCGGCCGCAACGGUCCCAUCCACGGCUUUCUGCUCGACCACAUGAUGAUGCAAGACAUCGUCGACGUCUCCCCCUCAGGCGACCACGCCUGGUGUCGCAUGCGUGCCCUGAUGCAGGCCGGCACUCAUCACUCUAUCGAGAAAAACUUGCCGCUGGGCCACAGACAGUGGUGGGAAGGUGGUCUGUACGAGAAUGAGUAUGUGAAGGAAGACGGGGUGUGGAAGCUGUGGAGGUAUAGGUACUUUCCGUUUUGGCAUGCGGAUUUUGAGGCUGGAUGGAGUAAGACCAAGCCGAAUUAUGUGCCGUGGCCGACGAGGACGUUUCCAGAGGAUCCCACGGGCCCGGAUGAGAUUCUCGAGAGAAAGAUGUUGUGGCCAGAUACGAGGGUGGUGCCGUUUCAUUAUCCGCAUCCCGUCACGGGGAAGAGGGUCAAUAGUGAUGAUUUGAGAGCGCCCAGGUACGGAAAGGGGGUGCAGGAGGGAUGUGAAGAGCCAUUGGUAUUGGAGUUGCCAGGUGGGAGCAAGUGGGAGGGGGCAGAGGAGCGGGAGAGUCGGAAGGGGGAGAAGGUGUUGCCUGAGUUGGUGCAGGACAGGCUGUUAAAUUGAGUGGCGCGGUACAGGGCUGGGUUCCGUCGGUCUACAGUCAGUUUCGUUCCGUCAUUCGGGUCUGAAGCUUUGAUCACUUACAGUCUCGUACGGCGCAAGUCCACUCACGGGAGGAGUUGAGUGAAGGAAAUACUGACUCAAACUUCUCAUGGGAUUUGGUCCAGCCCCCUGCAAGCAUGCAACUGUCGGCGUGUAUCAGUGCAGUGCACUUUUUAUCAUGACUGUUUUGGUGGGGAACCUCCGGCCUACAUGGACCUUUUAUGCCCUAGGUACUCCUGCACGAUGCAAUACCUGCUACAUGUCUGGCAUUGACACAUGUCAGCGCCGUUGCUGUACUUGGGGCCUUGUCAAACUUGCUGAUGAUGGCCCAUACGCAAUGUAAAUUUCAG
This is a messenger RNA of Neurospora hispaniola, 1253 nucleotides long. Its product is annotated as SnoaL-like domain-containing protein. Lineage: Eukaryota; Fungi; Ascomycota; Sordariomycetes; Sordariales; Sordariaceae. The transcript is spliced from 2 exons. The record is from RefSeq and is a predicted model, not a curated record. Bases 4 to 864 code for a protein of 286 amino acids.